GAAAACCAGACUUCCGAAUUCUAUAAGCAUUAAAUACACCUGUCCAGCAUUAUAUAUAUCCUACCCACUGCGGUUGCUUUCCUGCUUGAAAGCAAGUAAGAAAACAAGAAAGGCAGAAGAUAGGAAGAAAGAUAGAAAGAUAAUUCUCUGAGUUACAACUAGCCACUGUUGCAGAGUUAAAACCAUUCCUUUGAUCCUUUCAUCUCCUCCUUCAUCCCUUCAUCUCUUACAAUGGAAGCCAACUUCCCCCAUUCCUCGACAAUGCCGGCGAACCCUCAGAUUGACUGGACGGCCAUGGUUAUGCAGAUGGAGAAGCUCACGGAGUUCUCUGAUUCAUCAUCAGCCUACAGCGCUCCUCCAACUCCUGCUUCCCCAGUCUUCAGCUCCUUCCAAUCACCUCCCUCCGUUGCAGAAGAAUAUCUCCCCGCGCCACCCCACGGGCCGGCCGUCUCCGUCGACUCGAUGCGGGAAAUGAUAUUCCGCAUCGCGGCUAUGCAGCCGGUUCACAUCGACCCGGAAUCCGUCAAGCCGCCGAAAAGGCGGAACGUGAGGAUAUCCAAAGAUCCGCAGAGCGUGGCGGCGCGCCACCGGAGGGAGAGAAUCUCCGAAAAGAUUAGAAUCCUGCAGCGGCUUGUGCCCGGAGGGACUAAGAUGGACACGGCGUCGAUGCUGGAUGAGGCAAUUCACUAUGUCAAGUUUCUUAAGACGCAGGUGCAGUGUCUCGAGCGCGGUAGCUCCGGCGGCGGUUCAGGCCGGAGUGUGGGGUACGCGCGCGCGGGCGCGGCAGCUCCGACGUUGGCGAACCAGAGUAGUGCUUUUGGGUUCUUUGAAGCUGAUUAUCUAGCAACGGGGCAUGGCUUCGCUGAGCAAUGAAUGACUUAAUUUCAGUACGUAUCUGCAGAUAUGGAAAGGGUUGCGGUGAGAGGCUUCGUUUCUUAGCUAGUUAGGUAAUCAGUAGAAUUUCAGCUCUCCCUCCCUUUCUCGUAUUAGUUUGGUUUUAUGUGAUGAUUGUGAUCGAUUAAUUGAGCUUUGUGUAAACUAUUUCAUGUGGUCUGUUAAUUUCUAUUGUUGAAUAUGGAUAUUUUGUUUUAUUCU
Dendrobium catenatum is the source of this 1095-nucleotide messenger RNA. Its product is annotated as transcription factor HEC1-like. The record is from RefSeq and is a predicted model, not a curated record. Gene Ontology annotation, biological process: regulation of DNA-templated transcription. The transcript has a single exon. Lineage: Eukaryota; Viridiplantae; Streptophyta; Magnoliopsida; Asparagales; Orchidaceae. The coding region runs from base 232 to 873 and encodes 213 amino acids. Gene Ontology annotation, molecular function: DNA-binding transcription factor activity; protein dimerization activity.